AUGGGCUGCUGCUGCGGUUCCAAACAAAAGCUGGUCCCAGAAAUUGUCUGGCAAGCUGCGCGGCCGGAGCAGGAGGAGCACCAGGCCUGCCAUCCCGGGCUGUUCAAGUACAAGCCAGUUCCGAUGGAGGUCCGCGUAAAUGUGGACAAGAUCUUGGAGAUCGACCAGCUCAAGGAGACCUUUAAGGCACAGGUCUUCUUUGAAGGCAAAGUCAGAAUACCGAAGGAACCCAAAGAGGAGUGCCAGGAGGUUUGCAAGUUCGUCGAAGGCCUCGUUGGGCAGAAGCUCUCGGUGGAAAAUGCAGUGGAACUCACGUCUGAGGGCAGCAAGUUUAGGGAGGACUCGGAGAAGGAGCAGAACCUCACCAAUCUUUAUGUGACGUGGCUCAUCGUGGGCGUUUUUGGAGAGUCGCUGGAACUGCAGCACUUUCCAUUUGACUGUCAAGAUUUUACUGUGACCCUGCGCUUCGGAACGCCCUACCGCGAAAACAAAAUGAACGUGAGGCUCGAGGACUCCAUGAAUUCGUGCGUUGUUCUCAACGUCUUCAACCUCGAGAACACUUGGUUUCGGCCGCAUCGGCUGAUCGUCAGAGCUGCCACGACAGAGCACCAGAGCAAUUCCAAGGGUCACAUCUUUCCUUUGUUGCAUGUCACGGUGCAGAUGCAGCGGAUACCUUGGUACUUUGUCUCGAACAUUGUGACGCCAAUGCUGAUGAUCGCUUUCAUGGGUGCAUGCUCCACUGUCAUCCCGUACCACAACAUGGGAGAGCGGCUGGGAGCUUCCCUUACUUUGGUAUUGACCGCCGUGGCUUACAAGUACAUCGUUGCGCAGAUGGUGCCGCAGAUCGGCUACAACACCUGGCUGGACUGGUAUGUCAUGUGUUGCUGGUGUUUCCUCUUCAUUAUUGUGCUGGAGAAUUGCAUCGCGGUCCACCUGUGGCACCGCAGUGAGCUCUGGAAGGCCAUCUAUAUCUAUUCGGCCUUCAUGCUUGUCAAUGCUAUCUUCUGCAUCUGGGCCAGGGUGGUCUAUUGGCGGCGUCCGAGCAAGUGCAGCCCGGAGGAGCAGACCGGUGGAUCGUACCAUUCGUGUCGCGAAGUCACACAUUGCUAUGCUGCGCUGGACUCUGAGGACUCUGACUCGGCCCAGUCGGACAAGUCAGAACGGGAAGUUUAA
This is a messenger RNA of Symbiodinium pilosum, 1173 nucleotides long. Lineage: Eukaryota; Dinophyceae; Suessiales; Symbiodiniaceae. The record is from the annotation of a GenBank genome assembly.